CAGGCUUCGUGGCGGUGGUGCAGAAACCAAAAGAUUCCUAGUAUCACUCCGAAUCGCUUCCGUCACGGCGAUCGUCUCUCUGCUCUGCUUCUCUUCUGGUUCUAUGACGAGGCAACCCAAGAACUUUGACGAGAUACGAGAAGAGAAGGAGCCGCUUUUGGUUAUCCUUUGGUCUGCGAUCGAGAAGAGUGACGAAAGGAGCCACCUUUACGGAUCCUCGAGCAAUGUCGGACGAGGCGGCGGCCGAGGUCUGCGACUCCGGGCUCUUCCUCGCGCUGCCGGACGAUGUUCUGGCUUUCAUCUCCGGCCGCCUCGGCCUGCGCGACCUCUUCGCCCUCGCCCUCUGCUGCCGAGGACUUUGGGAGGCCAUCGCCGACUCCGAGAAGAUCUGGUUCGCCCAGUGCUGCCGCAUCGGCCCUCCGCCCCACGCCCUCCCGCUGUGGCGCGAGGGCGUGGACUCCUACUUCACCCUCUGUCGCUUCCUCGCCUCCGUCGCGCCCCUCCUCGGCGUGUGGGUCCAUCAGAACCCCGAGCUCCGCAACGUGGUCUGCGUCCUCUGGGGCUUCCUCUCCGUCGUCGGCGUCAGUGUCAUACCUCAGGAGGUGGGGCCGCUCGGCCUCGACAGCGGACCUCUCCUGUGGGCGCCGGUUUUCGAGGUCCUCGCUGACGCCGAUGGAGCCCCCUCCCGCCUCUUUCUCCAUGGCCGUGGCGAUCGCGGAGAGGACCGUCUCUACCCGGGCACCGUCCAACCCAUCGACUCUUCCUGCAACGUCCUCCUCCUCGAGGUCGACGUCCGUCAAAGAGACCCCUGCUUCCCACCAAACCCUCCUCGCUUACCCUACUCCGGGUGCUUCUCGUUCCUUUCCGAGGGCAAAUAUCCAACCUUUACGAGACAUCUUCGCCGGUUGAAUACCAACAUCAUCUCCAGUCCUCCGGCGAACCCAUUUAGUCAAUUGUCCUUCAGCGACCGCAAUUGGCUUCUGAACGAGGUGGCCGACACAGUCGCCCUUGAGAUCCCUUCGGACCUGGCCACCGCUCCUCUCUUCGAACGUUGUUCUCCCUGCAACGACACAAAGCUCUUGGCUGGUCGAUGGUCGCAACUCACUGAGAUGCACAUGCUCAACAGAAGACGCAUCAAAAUGAAAGCCACCAACCGAUUGGUGCCGGGCUUGAUGAAGCAUCGAAGCCUUGACGGCUGCGAUGGGAUUAAUGAUCACCAGAGCACCGUCGCUGGCAAAAGAAAGGCCUUUUUCUCGGUGUUUGAGAACCUGAGAGAUGAGCCCAAACAGUAUAUGAGUAGAUCAAUGUUUCCUCAGGUGGCUGAUUUGGUAUCGAGCAGUGGAAAUUAUUGGUGGAGCACCCCAGACGGACUGCUCAACUUCUUGAUGUCUAGUGAUAGUAUCGGACUAAGCUUAAAAGCAGCACACAAGAUGGAUGCUACAAAUAUGGCGUGGCCCGAUAUGAGUUAUGACUGGUUUGCGCUGUAUAAGCUCCCGAUGCAGGUCCCAACUGCCUGCCAUGAGCAUGCCGGCCUGUGGGGUGGCACCUUUGGCUGGCCAUUUGAAGAUAAGCCAGAGAAGGCCUUAUUCUUGGUGUUGCUUUCUUAUGAGGAGGUCAUGGGACAUCGUCUUCUGAUUGCAACCAAGAUUCUGGAAGGAACACAGCGUCUCCUCUAUCCAAACGGCUCUCCAAUGUUCACUGUGAGGCUUGAUGAGGCACCUAAGAACCCGUUUCCAUGGGGUAUAGAUAGAGAGUCUCCUCGAGUGAAAGUUAAGAAGAGUUACAAUGGAGAAGGCGUCGUCACCAGUUACGGAUUCCUAUGCUCUGAUCUCGAGCCUGGCUCAUUGUAUGUGCUUCAGAAUGGACUGCUUGCAUUUGUUUGGGAGAAGUCAGAUUCUGUCAUUACUUUGCAGAGGAUAGUCCUGCAGGAGCUUCUGAGGAAAGGAGAAAGAGUGCCAAUGCUACCUCCUACUGCUGAUUUUUCAUAUUUCACCAAGUCUUACUCCAACAUGUUUGCAGCAGUUCAGAACGGUUGAAAUUGUUCAGAUAGACUGAGCAUCACAGCAUACUAGUAAGCCUGUCUCAUCUGAUCUUUUGCUGGAUCAAGAACUAGUUUCAACAUGGAUGGUUGCUAUGGGUUCACAUCGACUUGUGCUUCGUUGGAUGUGAGAGGUCUCUCAAGACUCAUUGAGUUGGGAGAGAUAAAGAGUAAUAAUUACUUGUGAUGGACAAAUGUUGAUUUCUACAGGAAAAAUAAAUUGCCAUUUCUUAUUGUAACAUACAUGAGUUGCUUGAAAUUAACUUCAUAGGUUGAGACA
This is a messenger RNA of Musa acuminata AAA Group (dessert banana), 2318 nucleotides long. RefSeq names its product F-box protein At5g39450-like. NCBI's taxonomy places the organism in Eukaryota, Viridiplantae, Streptophyta, Magnoliopsida, Zingiberales, Musaceae. The transcript is spliced from 2 exons. The record is from RefSeq and is a predicted model, not a curated record. Gene Ontology annotation, molecular function: protein binding. The coding region runs from base 225 to 2036 and encodes 603 amino acids.